ACAAAGCAAGCCACGGAAAAAGAGAAAAGAGCACAACCGAGCUAUGCUCGAUCCACCAGCAAUGGCUAUGGGUCGAUUCGAGGGGAAAGUUGAGCAGGGAAUCGGAGCUGAAGCGGUGUUUGGAUCGAGCGUGAAUCCCUAGCUCGAAUGCUGGAUCGAUCCACCCCUCCCUCUCCUCCCGCCAUGAGAGACCCGAAGCCGAAGCCAGCCGGAGCUCAGCAGCAGCCGAACCACAUCGACAAGUCGAGAAAGCACUGCAGCUGGCUGUGGCUGCUGUGGGCGUCUCUCUCCGCGUACCUCUUCAUCCCGGCGCUCCGCCACUCCAGCUCCGACCAACCCCCGCGCCCCGCCGGCGCCGGCGUCCGGAUCUACGUCUACGACCUCCCGCCGCGCUUCAACCGGGCCUGGGUGUCCGCCGACGCGCGAUGCGGGCGCCACCUUUUCGCCGCCGAGGUGGCCGUGCACGAGGCGCUGCUCCGGCGGCACCUCCGGGCGCGCCCGGAGGAGGCCGACCUGUUCCUCGUGCCUGUCUACGUAUCCUGCAACUUCUCCACACCCACGGGGCUCCCGUCGCUGAAGCACGCCCGCGGGCUGCUCGCCGAGGCCGUCGAGCUCGUGCGCCGGGACAUGCCCUACUGGAACCGCUCCGCCGGGACCGACCACGUCUUCGUCGCGUCGCACGACUUCGGCGCUUGCUUCCAUGCCAUGGAGGAUGUGGCGAUUGCGGGCGGUAUCCCAGAGUUCCUUAAGAGGUCGAUCCUGCUGCAGACAUUUGGUGUGCAGGGACGGCACACAUGCCAGGAGGUGGAGCAUGUGGUGAUCCCGCCACACGUGCUGCCUGAGGUGGCUCGGGAGCUGCCGGAGCCAGAGAAGUCACAUCGGGACAUCUUUGCCUUCUUCCGCGGCAAGAUGGAGGUCCAUCCCAAGAACAUGAGUGGCCGCUUCUAUGGCAAGAAGGUGAGGACCAAAUUACUGCAGCUGUACGGACACAACCGGAAGUUCUAUCUAAAGCGUAAACAGCAUGACGGCUACCGGUUAGAGAUGGCCCGCUCGCUAUUUUGCCUCUGCCCGCUAGGGUGGGCGCCAUGGAGCCCCCGGCUCGUGGAGUCGGUCCUCCUGGGCUGCAUUCCUGUUAUCAUCGCUGAUAACAUACGCCUGCCGUUCCCUGGCGUCCUCCGGUGGCCAGACAUCUCGCUGCAGGUGGCUGAGAGGGACAUUGCCAACCUCGAGGCGAUGCUCGACCACGUUGCAUCGACCAACCUGACAACGAUACAGGGAAACCUCUGGGACCCUGUGAAACGGAAAGCACUGGUUUUUAACCAGCCAAUGGAGGAGGGAGAUGCCACCUGGCAGGUGCUGAAGGAACUUGAGGCGAAGCUGGGACACUUGCGGCAGAAGGGGCGGAUCAGCCCGCGGCUAGACAGGUGAAGUAACCGGGUUCAGAGACUCAUACCAUUUUCUUGUCAGAAGCUACAGGAAGUUCAGGUGAUGUGGAGCAUGCAUCUCGAGCAUCCUGGUUGCGGGGAAACUGACUGCCAAAGUUCAGUGGUGAAGCCAGGAAUCAGAAUUUUCUUGUCAGAAGCUACAGAUGCUAAGGUAUCACCAUGAGAAUGACAUGUCAGAAAGCACAUCUAACUCUGAAUUUGAAGUAUGAAGUAGCAUAACCUUAUGCAUCAAAGGAGGGCAUGCGGCAUGGCCAGGCUGCCAAGAUCUGUGCAGGAGCAAAUACACCAUUUUGUUCUCAGUGAAGGAAAUGCUAUAUUCAGUACUUAGGUAAUCAAGCUCUUUAAUUUGCUUAA
Molecule: messenger RNA, 1799 nt
Organism: Brachypodium distachyon (stiff brome)
Lineage: Eukaryota; Viridiplantae; Streptophyta; Magnoliopsida; Poales; Poaceae
Product: probable glucuronosyltransferase Os03g0107900
Exons: 3
Coding region: 148-1428 (426 amino acids)
Molecular function (GO): glycosyltransferase activity
Source: RefSeq, a predicted model, not a curated record